Molecule: messenger RNA, 2413 nt
Organism: Postia placenta MAD-698-R-SB12
Lineage: Eukaryota; Fungi; Basidiomycota; Agaricomycetes; Polyporales; Adustoporiaceae
Exons: 9
Coding region: 53-2332 (759 amino acids)
Biological process (GO): L-leucine biosynthetic process
Cellular component (GO): 3-isopropylmalate dehydratase complex
Molecular function (GO): 3-isopropylmalate dehydratase activity; 4 iron, 4 sulfur cluster binding
Source: RefSeq, a predicted model, not a curated record
CAACCGACUAGUACUUGUCUAUUUGUUGUCUGGUCAAUCCACAUCGGUCAACAUGCCUGCGGCGACUCAGAAACCCCGUACUCUCUACGACAAAAUCUGGGACGAUCAUGUUAUUGACGUUCAAGAAGAUGGGUUGGCCCUCAUCUACAUUGACAGGCACUUGGUGCACGAAGUGACCAGCCCACAAGCGUUCGAGGGACUCCGAACGGCAAGCCGUCGUGUUCGCCGUCCAGACUGCACUCUGGUCACUGUUGACCAUAACAUUCCUACUGUAUCUCGCAAGAACUUCCAGAGUGUGGAGUCUUUCGUUGCUCAGCCAGACUCACGUGCGCAAUGUCAGGCCCUUGAGGAGAACGUUAAGGAAUUCGGGUUGACCUACUUCGGCAUGACUGAUCGCCGGCAAGGUAUUGUGCACAUUAUCGGGCCAGAGCAAGGUUUUACCCUCCCCGGUAUCACUUGCGUCUGCGGUGACUCCCAUACAUCUACGCAUGGUGCUUUCGGCUCCCUUGCGUUCGGUAUCGGCACUUCGGAGGUGGAGCACGUCUUGGCGACGCAGACCCUCCUGCAGAAGAAGGGCAAGAACAUGCGGAUCACUGUAGAGGGAACCCUACCUGAGGGCGUAACCUCAAAAGAUGUGGUGCUGCACAUCAUCGGUGUCAUUGGCACAGCUGGAGGAACAGGCUGUGUCGUCGAGUACGCGGGCAAUGUCAUCCGUGGCUUCAGCAUGGAAGCGCGGAUGAGCAUGUGCAACAUGAGUAUUGAGGGUGGUGCGCGAGCUGGUAUGAUCGCUCCCGACGAGGUGACCUUCGAAUACCUCCGUGGACGCCCAUUGGCGCCUAAGGGCGAGGUCUGGGACCGUGCGGAGGCGUACUGGCGUACCCUUAAAACGGACGCAGACGCAAAGUUCGACAUCGAGGUGCAGAUCCGAGCGGAAGACAUCCUCCCGACUGUCACAUGGGGCACCUCGCCGCAGGAUGUUGUCUCAAUUACAGGCUCCGUCCCCGACCCUUCAAGCGUCCAGGACGAGAAGAAGCGCGAGAACAUCGAGCGUGCCUUGAAGUACAUGGGCCUCACGCCGGGAACGCCUAUGCAAGACAUCAAGAUCAACAAGGUCUUCAUCGGUUCGUGCACGAACAGUCGUAUCGAGGAUCUGCGUUCCGCGGCGAAGAUCAUUCUUGCCGCUGGGCCCGAUGCGAAGGUGGCCCCAGGAGUGUCGGCGAUGAUUGUCCCAGGCUCUGGGUUGGUGAAGCAACACGCCGAGGCGGAGGGGUUGGACGUCGUCUUUAAGCGUGCUGGUUUCGACUGGCGCGAAGCGGGCUGCUCGAUGUGCCUGGGCAUGAACCCGGACAAGCUCGAACCCGAGGAACGUUGCGCCAGCACGAGCAACCGUAACUUCGAGGGCCGCCAGGGCCCCCGUGGCAGGACGCAUCUUGUCAGUCCCGCGAUGGCCGCGGCAGCUGCGAUGACGGGGAAGCUGACAGACGUGCGCAAGUUCCUGGGCGCAGCGACUGACGCCCAGCCGAAGCUGAAGCUCACGAGUGCUCUCGACUUCCUCACGGACGCUGUACUGCCGUCUCCUGAACCCCAGGGGACCGUGACAAGCACUUCAUCUGUUGCUGCGUCGGAUACACCGCUCCCAGCAGCCGAGGCCCCUUCCAGCGUGCCACCCUUCCGUGUUCUCAAGGGCAUUGCUGCUCCUCUGCACAUGGAGAACGUGGACACGGAUAUGAUUAUCCCUGCUGUUUUCUUGAAAACGUUGAAGCGCACUGGUCUCGCGAAUGCCCUCUUCUACGCUCUCCGCAGAACCCCGUCAGGCGAGCCUUCUGACUUUGUCUUGAAUCGCGCAUCGUACACGCAGUCAAAGAUCCUCGUUUGCGACAUGCCGAAUUUUGGAUGCGGCAGCUCUCGUGAACACGCGCCUUGGGCUCUGAAGGACUUCGGCAUCCUGUGUGUGAUUGCUCCCAGCUUUGGAGACAUUUUCCGGAACAACUGCAUGCAGAAUGGCAUGUUGCCCAUCGUGCUACCUGAUGCUGACUGCCGUGCUCUGGCCGAGGACGCCGAGGCAGGGCACGAGCUCGAAGUUGACCUCGAGAAGCAGGAGGUCCGCCGACCCAACGGCAAACCCGCGAUCCCCUUCCAGGUCGACCAAUUCCGCAGACAUUGCCUGUUGAACGGCCUCGAUGAUAUUGCUCUAACGCUCCAGAAAGUCGACAGAAUCGAGGAGUUUGACAAGCGCAGGAGCGAGAUGUGGCCCUGGUUGGACGGUUUCGGGUACAAGGGAAACAAAAUUCCGGUUGCGCCGGAAAGGAAGACAAAGAAGAUGGAGUGGUGAAAUGGUCGACUGUCACGAAAAUGUACACUGCUGCCGGUAUUCUCUUUGAUGUAUAUUGUGGAACACGUUCAUCUGCACAAC